Molecule: messenger RNA, 4976 nt
Organism: Pocillopora meandrina
Lineage: Eukaryota; Metazoa; Cnidaria; Anthozoa; Scleractinia; Pocilloporidae
Source: the annotation of a GenBank genome assembly
GUGACAUUAAUGUGUAAUUCAGUAGUGGAUGUAAUGCUAAUCGAUUGGAUUCCCGGUACAGUAAACGUAGCGUGAUCUCAUAUCUCAGUGGAAAACCACAUUAUGACGUGCUUACGUAAGCGGUCUGAGCUUUCUAUGGUCGGUUAUUUUCCAUACGACAUUGCGGAUAAUGGAAGUUUUACUUGGAUUUAAAUGCUCAUCUUUGAGUCCAACGUGUUUUGAUGAUCUCGAAACUCCGUUGAAUUUCACGUUAAAUAUUUCUUUGCUCAUCACUUUUUCCUGAGACUCAGUACUUUUACUGUUCUGUAUCAAGUAUUUUACCAGAGGCCUGGGUAUGAGUGUAUGUCUCGCGGAUAAAAUGAAUGUGUCGGCCGAAAGUUAUAUCACUUCACCGUCGCUUUUCAACUUCUCUUGUACGCCAGCAGAUAAUCAGUAGUAAAUCUAAACGAUAUUUAUCCACAAUGGUAAUUCAGCAAGCGAAACAAGUGUGGAAAAAGGCGGACGCUGUCUGUUUUGACGUGGAUAGUACAGUCAUAACGGACGAGGGCAUCGAUGAACUUGCCGCAUUUUGCGGAAAAGGGAAAGAAGUAUCACAAUGGUACGUUGUCAUGCAAUUAUUUCAAUUUAUCAGAACUUCUCUUCGAUAGUAUACCGUUUAUAGGAAAGUAUUUGGUCCCUUAAUAUCCCGGUAAGGUCUACUUUUAAUCGGGAUGAUGUAACAAAACAGUAUUUACAUAAAUCGUUAUCUAGCCGCCAGCGAGAAUAGGAGCGCCUAAAUGUUUCUUUCGCCCCAAAAUUUUAGCCUUUUAAAGGUGUUUAAGGUGAAAUGCUAGUGUAAGAUCCUUAAAUUUAAUCAGAAACGUCUCUGUGUGGGUGAUUCGGGAAUAAACUUUUAACGUUGUAUUAACAACUGGAGAUUCAUCCAUCUUCCAUACUAAGUUAAUCGAUGGGGUCCACCUACGGAAACAUGUGAAAAGAAGGCUAAGUUUGAUUAAGUAUGGCUUAAAAUCGAUCGUUCUCUUAAUUUCGGUGUAGAGAAAAAAUGACUCGUUUAUUCGGUGAGGUCUAUUUCGGCUCCAUCCCAUGGCUGGGCAAACCCAGCACGCUUUGUUCACGUGAGACUGUCACACGAGGAAACGUAACACUGUGUUUCUUUAUCACGUUGCUACCGACCUUUGGACAUUAUGACAGAAAUUCGUACCAGGCCACUCGUUCCACAAAUGGAAAAGCCUUUCCUAAAGACACCUCAGGCAAUUUUUUGGUUACUAAAAAUAUCCCAGUUUUGAGAAAAUAUAUCUACAUGAGGAUAUUUUGAAUAGAUGCAAGGCUUUCUUGGCUGAAUUCUGUGUUUUCCAUAGUGUUCUAUAGGAACAAUAUUCACCUGUUGGCAAGAAAAGUCAUCUAUCAACCAAUCAAGUUUUUUGGGGAGAAAACAUCUCAAAUGUGCAUCCAUGUUGUCUCGUUUUUGUUACUGUUAGUAUUUCCACUACACUUGUAAACAUGAAAUUUUUUCAUUUGUGAUUGACAAUUUUGGAAUAGUUAUGCAAAUGAUGUGCUAUUCAGGCAUUUUCAGAUGUAUUUAAAUUUUUUUGUGAUAUUGGAAACCAAAUGAUAAUUUUUGUUUUUGAUAAUUUAAGUUAUGCAAGGUAAGGUAUUUGUCAUUUUGGAAAGACCUAGAACUGGCAGUUUUGGAAUAUUUUUUUAGGGAGAUGUGACAGUAAACUAUUUUUGAUGUUAAUAGUUCGAGUCUUAAUCUUUGAUCAGAACCUGUAAAAAUGUAACUCCUUUAAACAACGAGAUAACUCUACCACUGUAUGCAUUUGUUGAAGGGACUAUAAUCACAUUCAUUUGUGACCCUUGCAUCAAUCAUAUGUUUUCUAUGUUUUGUGAAUAUGCUGAGGUAUUUAAGCUCUAAACUUCCCCUUCGAUGAAAAUUGUGUUAUGACCUAUUAAUUUAAAUGCCAACAAAUGAAAAAGCUUGCUCUAAAAACCCUAUUUUCAUGAAUUUAUUGGAAAUGUCUCGUUUUCAAUUAAAAUGUGGCAUAAACCCUCAGUAGCUUGUCUCUCACCCUACAUGUUCAUGGCUUUUUUUUUAUGCAUUCAUUGGUGUAUUGCUUGUUCAGUGUCUUGAACCUUUUUGCAGGUUCAUGGUUUUCACUUUUGAAGGUAACAGAUUUCUGAUUCACGAUUUCAAUGUUAAUCCCUUUGCAGGACUACUAGAGCAAUGGGAGGGGGUAUUCCAUUCAGAACAGCACUUAGGGAGAGACUGGGAAUUAUUAAUGCAUCAAGAGAGAAGGUUUGUUCAACGUGUUAAGUUAUGGAAAAAGAAAGCAAGAGAUUAUCACUUUUCCUUAUGAACUUCAAAGAAGUUCUUGUACACUUUUCCAUUUCUCAUUUCACUUAAUUUUAAGAAUUUUUUAUUUAUAUUCUGUGGUAAUCUUGACCAGUGUAAACUGUCAUCAUUCCUAUUUGGUGUCUGUUUUCCCUAUCCAAGUAAUUUCUGUGGUUAAUUGCUGGGUUUUUUUUUUGUGAUUUUCCAUGAUACCAUUAGUGGCUGUGGAUAAUGUGAAGAAGCUCCUUCUUAUGUCUGUAUUAUAAACCUUGAAAUACAAGAUCGAUCUUACAUGGCUAUUUUUUUUCUUUUUUUGUUUUGUUUUUUUCCAGCUUCAUGAGUUCAUAGAGAGAAAUCCUGUCCAUCUCACACCAGGAAUAAGGUACAUUUAAGAAGUUUUUUACUAGGACAGUUUUGACUAAGCAUAUUGAUUCCUCACCCAUAAAUGUAGGUGCCUCUUUGUUUGGAGCACUAAUGAUGAUGUGAGUGUUUCGUUGAAUCUUUGAUUUUAUUUGAGACUUAUUGUAUGUAAAGUUAACUAUAUCAUUAUGAUUUAAUUUUAGGGAGCUAGUGAAUAGGCUUCAGGAACAGGGUACUGCAGUUUACCUUGUAUCUGGUGGAUUUAGAAGAGUUAUCCAGCGUGCUGCAGAACAACUUGAUAUACCAGAUGAAAAUAUAUUUGCCAAUAGACUGCAGUUUGAUGAUGAAGGUACUAUUUGGUUCUUUAUUUUUUCUUUUUGUUUUUUCUUAAGUUCAGUAUUAAUUGGUGAUCUUACCCUGCUCGUGGCCAAAUAUUGGAAAAUAUUAUUUAGACACCUCUUAAUUCCAGCAUAGAAGUUAAAUGUAACAUUACAAUUGACAUCUAUAUCAGCCUGCUAACCCAUGUAUCAUAGGCUACUUUUUCUUCCCUCCAUUCCCCCUUCCCAGCAUAUGGUUAAGUGUUCUUGAAAAUUAGUUAGCUAGUACUCAAUUGUACUCUUAUGACCCACAUGUAUCUAAGUAGUCUCAAUAAUGAUUGUAACUUUUCUGGUGAUAAAAAUGAUAUAUGGUUUAUUGAGGUAAAUGAAAGUGUAAUGAGCUGUGGUCAGAUUUGGUGGCUUAUGUCUUAGAAAUACAAAGAGUCCCCAGAAAUCUGCAAGUGAAAGGCUUAAAGGGGUUACUUAAGGUACAAUAUCUUGGUGUUUUCUUUGAUUUAAAGAAUCUGGAUUUCUUCUUACUAGGGCAUUACAACGGCUUUGAUGAAAAUGAGCCCACCUCAGAUUCUGGAGGGAAGACCAGAGUUCUAAAGCUUUUGAAAGAAAAGUAUGGAUACAAAAGGUAAAAACAGUAUGCUUGAAUGAUACAGCUGUUGGUCCUAGUGUGCAAAAGGGUAGCAAGUUCUUCAAAAGCAAUUGCAUUGGAUGGCAGAGUGGGAAUAAAAAUUAACUGUGGUACUUUUGAAAAGUUUGAGCUUAGUUUGGGAGUGAAGACAGUGAAUGGGAAAGUUGCUAUGCUUGUACAUUAGUUGUAGAUGGUGUGACAUGUACUUCAUGCAAACUCCUUGUUCCAUGGAGGACUUGAUACAUUGUCAGUUAACUUAACCUUAAACAUAGGCAACUUUUUUGCAAGUCAGUGAGAAACAGUAUCAGAACAAAUCAGUUGUAUUUUUUUUGUCUCUAACAUUUCCUCUCGUCAAACUUUCAUAUGUUGGCUUUCAGUUUGGUUAUGAUUGGUGAUGGGGCUACAGACCUAGAGACAUUUCCAUCUGCAGCUGUGAGUACCAGUUUGUUGUUGUUAUUGUUUUUACAUGAUAUAUUAUUUUUCAAGUGAAUAGUUAGUUAAGUAAGAUUAAGACUCUGGUUGUUUGCAAGCUGGUAUGUAGUGUUAUCAAUGGGACAAAUUGCCUUCUGCUCCUUGAGAAUUGGUUAAACAUGGGGAAUGGAGAACUGAAUCACUGAAAUAAGUGAAUCAUAUCAAUAUUGACCAUUUGAACAACUAAGAUGAGGCAAAUAAUGAAGAUUUGGUUUAUUUUUGUAAUGCAUGGUAGAGAGACAUGAUAACUUGAGUAGAGGAUGUUCAUGGUUUAUUUUAAAAUUACAGUCAUGUAGUGCUGAUAUUUAUUCAACUUGUUAAACUUUUCAGGACACAUUUAUUGGCUUUGGUGGUAAUGUUGUGAGAGAAAAGGUGAAGGCACAUGCUCCAUGGUAUGUGACUGACUUUAAAGAGCUUUUAAAAGAGCUAAACCCAUCCUCUCAAAAUGGAGCAACUGAAAAUGGAGCAUCAGAACAUCUAAUGAAUGGAUUGAAUGGAGCAAGUGAACAUGUAAUCUCUGGAGUAAAUAGCAAACACUACAUUUGAAGGAAGCAAUGCAAUGAACAGAUCUGUCAGGACACAGGAUUAAUUUUCAUUUGAGAGACAUUUUAAUUAUAUACCACAAUCCAUUGCAUCAUCCAUUGUGUGCUGACUUUUACAUAUCAAUGAUAUAAAUAAUUAUUUAUUGACAGUACAAAAUAAAUGAAUCUCAUGAGAUGGUUUUAAAUCAAAGAAAUUAUUUUCAAUUCACAACAGUGUUCAAAAAUUUUCAGCAGACAUUGUGGCCUCAAGAUUAUGGCUGUACAGUCAACCAACCCAGGAAAUCUUUUUAUAAUUUGAGGUUUCUUCAGAA